AUGGUGAUAAUGAAGAAGAAGAGAAAGAAAACAAAAGAAGAAGAAGAAGAAGAAGAAGAAGAAGAAGAAGAAUUUAUAGACAGAGACAGCCCACCUGCCUGA
Messenger RNA from Trichophyton benhamiae CBS 112371, 102 nucleotides. RefSeq lists its product as uncharacterized. Lineage: Eukaryota; Fungi; Ascomycota; Eurotiomycetes; Onygenales; Arthrodermataceae. The transcript has a single exon. The coding region runs from base 1 to 102 and encodes 33 amino acids. The record is from RefSeq and is a predicted model, not a curated record.